AUGGCUUCUGUGUGUCAAGCCGACAAGACCAGUCAAGGCCAAGCAAGUGUACGUGGUGGCCAGGACGCGACUGCUUCGUCCAGGGAACAGCAGCAACGCCAGCAUGCUGAAGACGGCGAAAAUGUGGCACAUCAACAACCCGAUAACCGCAUGGCGGCAGCCAUGAAGAGAGGAGGCAUCAUGGGCUGGGGAUCCUACUUGACGUUCGCCUGGGCAGGGUCUUUCCUCAAGCUCGGCUCCACUGUCACCCUCAAGGAGGAGCACCUUGAAGGAAUCUACGACAAGCACGAGAGCCGACAUCUCUAUGACAUGCUCCGCCGCAACUGGGAAUGGGAGAGGGCCAGGAUGGGCGAAGACAGCGAGCACAGCCGCGGCAGGCGCAAGGGCACCACCCUCCUGAGGGCUCUGGUGGCCACGUUCAAGUGGCGACUGACGCUAACAGCGUUGCUCAUGAUCGGGGAUAGCAUUUGUCGCAUCAUUCAGGUGUGGGGCAAGCAGGGGCGGAAUGGGGGGUCUAGCAGCGGGGUGGAUGUCGUUGCGGCUGGGUGCCAAACAGGAGAUGGUGGAACGAGGUGGGGAUCCUAG
Molecule: messenger RNA, 585 nt
Organism: Ectocarpus sp. CCAP 1310/34
Lineage: Eukaryota; Phaeophyceae; Ectocarpales; Ectocarpaceae
Source: the annotation of a GenBank genome assembly